Messenger RNA from Trypanosoma theileri, 306 nucleotides. RefSeq lists its product as uncharacterized. The record is from RefSeq and is a predicted model, not a curated record. The transcript has a single exon. Bases 1 to 306 code for a protein of 101 amino acids. NCBI's taxonomy places the organism in Eukaryota, Euglenozoa, Kinetoplastea, Trypanosomatida, Trypanosomatidae.
AUGCGCGGCGCCCCCCUCGAGGGCCGCCGAUCCCGCAAUUGCGCCGCUCUCCCUCGGUUUUCCUCGGCGGCGGGGUCGUUCCCGAAUCCGUUUUUUUUUUCCCUUCGGUUCCCUUUUCGGGGUUUGCGGCUGCGGAAAAAACGGGUUCGUGGGUCCCACCCGUCCGCUUGGAAUUAUUUUUGGGGGUCCUUUCGUUCGCCCCCGUCUUGGAGCACACCCGCACCCGAUAGAAACCUGAACGGCGUCCAUCAACACCACCGCCUUAAGAGACGUGCCCAGGACCCAGGCAGAAACCCCAGUUUGUAA